AUGUUGAUAGCUGCAAUCCAAGAAACAAAGUCGCACAGUUCCUAUUUUUGCUACGACAAUCCCGGCGCUCUGCAAGAGGUCUUCAAGAAGGAACUAGAUCUUACCACCACGGAGUUCACACUCAUCUAUUCCAUUUAUUCAUGGCCAAAUGUUGUGCUCUGCUUCAUUGGCGGUUUCUUAAUCGAUCGCGUUUUCGGCAUACGUUUGGGCACAAUCAUUUACCUCUUCAUUUUACUAAUUGGUCAGUUGAUAUUCGCUUCUGGUGGACUUUUGGGUGCAUUCUGGGUUAUGAUUUUGGGUCGUUUCAUAUUCGGCAUCGGCGCUGAGUCAUUGGCGGUGGCGCAAAAUAAUUACGCUGUACUCUGGUUCAAGGGCAAGGAAUUGAAUAUGGUGUUUGGUUUGCAAUUGUCGGUGGCACGUUUUGGCAGCACUGUCAACUUUUGGGUAAUGCAGCCGAUAUAUGAUUAUGUUACGAAAUUUUAUGAGGGCCACAGAGCAAUCGGUGUGGUGUUGCUGCUAGCAGCGGGCACAUGUGUGUUGUCGCUAUUGUGCGCUUUGAUUUUGGGCUGGAUGGAUAAACGUGCGGAACGCAUUUUACAGCGCAACACUAAUCCUUCUGGUGAGAUUGCCAAACUGAGCGAUGUCACAACUUUUAAGGUCAGCUUUUGGAUGGUUUCCAUUAUUUGUGUGGCUUAUUAUGUGGCCAUAUUUCCAUUUAUUGCUUUGGGAAAAACUUUCUUCAUGCAUCGGUUCAACUUUCAACCGGAUCAAGCCAACAAUGUCAAUUCCAUUGUGUAUUUAAUUUCGGCUAUUGCUUCGCCACUUUUCGGCUUUAUUAUAGACAAGACUGGACGCAAUGUUAGCUGGGUAUUUUGCGCUACAUUCUCCACAAUUUGCGCACAUGCACUACUCGCAUUUACUCUGCUAAACCCAUACAUUGGUAUGGUAGUUAUGGGCUUGUCAUAUUCCAUGUUGGCCGCUAGCUUAUGGCCUUUAGUUGCUUUGAUCAUUCCUGAGUACCAACUGGGCACUGCCUAUGGCUUCUGCCAAUCUGUGCAAAAUCUUGGAUUGGCUGUAAUCACCAUUGUAGCUGGCAUGAUUGUCGAUCGCAGCGAUGGCAACUACAUAUGGGUUGAGCUAUUCUUUAUGGGCUGGCUUACUAUUGCUUUAAUUUCAACCUGUGUAAUUUGGGGCUACGACAAGAAGGUGAAAGGUAACCUGAAUAUGACGCCAGCACAACGUGUCCAAUAUGCUAGCGCAAUACGUGCAGCGAAUCCGGAUAACGGCGUUUACUCGAGCGAUCAGGAGCCACUACUGGAUGAAUAGAAAGCGCGCUAUCAGCAGCAGUAGCGCAGCGAGUAGUAGCGCCGUUAGUAUAGAGCGAGUGGCGGGAAAGAGGCACGGAGUACAGGUCAAACGUGAAAGGUGGAUGCUGUAAUUUGCAAUAGGCCAAACAAAAAAAACACUAAUCAUAACUGUAGUUAGCAGAAAAUAUUUCUAAGAUAUUGCAUGGAAAUUUGGCGAAUUUCGAUUUCGAUCAAUGGUACCCCACCAACUAACAAAAACAACCACAACAACUGGCGCAUAUCAUACAUAAUUAACCGAUUCACUAUAGCAUACAUACAUAACCAACAUUUGCACGCUUUCGCUAAGAAAUAUUUACGUUGCGUGGCACUUGGCAAAUGCAUACGUGCGUAGCGCUUUUGGUGAUUUCUUAUUUUAUUUUUAAACUGUUUUUAAAUUUGCAAGAAUAUCUAUUUUUACACAAACUUACUUUUGCUAUAAUACUAUUAUUAAACAUUUUACCAUAUAACACAUUUAUUUUGUAAGCAGAAAAAAAAACAAGCAGUUAAAUUUUAUACAAACAUACAUGUAUAGACAUUAUUGUGUGGAAAACUAAAUGGUUAAAAUCUUGUAGUUGUAUUUAAAUAGAAAACGCUUAGUUAUAGGUAAACGCUGUUGCAAUUUUCCAAAUAUUUUUAAGUUAUUUUUUUUAACUAUUUUUGUCAUUUUUGUAGCAAAUAUUUUUUAGGCAGCGAAAUUAUGUAACAACUUGUAAACAAAAUAUAUUAAAAUUUGGACAAAAACACAAAAAAAAAUAGCGACAAAUUCGUAAUGCUAAUUGUUAGUCAUACAUAAAUGUUUUAAAAUUAAUAGGAUAUAACAAAAAUUUAAAUAAAAUCACAAAUCUAUUGUAAUGUUAAUUACUGUAUAUUUGUCUAUUAACAAUUGAAACGCUUUAAAAUGUGUGUUUAUUGUUGAUAUUUAAAUGUAUAUGUAUGUGCAUAGAAAAAAAAACAACGCUAGAUGAUACUUAUUUACCAGCUAACGUAAAGGAAUAAAAAAAAAUCA
Messenger RNA from Rhagoletis zephyria (snowberry fruit fly), 2352 nucleotides. RefSeq names its product major facilitator superfamily domain-containing protein 1-like. Gene Ontology annotation, cellular component: lysosome. Gene Ontology annotation, biological process: transmembrane transport. The record is from RefSeq and is a predicted model, not a curated record. Lineage: Eukaryota; Metazoa; Arthropoda; Insecta; Diptera; Tephritidae. Gene Ontology annotation, molecular function: transmembrane transporter activity.